AAAGAAACACCCCGUUGUGUUUGUGUGCGAAUUGUGAAGAAAUGGCAUCAUUGACUCUCAACCCUCCAACUCCAUCCCUCUCUUUGUCACGCUGCUUCCCCAAAAAACCUACCAUUUCCUGCUCCUUCACUUCCCAAUCUCAUAAGUGUAAGAGAGAGUACACGAGCGUGAUGAUAGUGCCCACCGGAAUCGGAGCUGCUAUUGGUGGAUUCGCCGGCGACGCCUUGCCAGUGGCUCGCGCCCUCUCUUCGGUUGUUGAUUGCCUCAUCACUCACCCUAAUGUUCUUAAUGCGGCGAUGCUAUACUGGCCAAUGCCUAAUGCAUUAUAUGUUGAAGGUUAUGCUCUUGACAGAUUUGCAGAAGGAUUAUGGGCCUUGCAGCCUGUUCACCAAAACAGGGUGGGGUUAGUUCUUGAUGCUGGAAUAGAACAGGAGCUCCAGGUUCGCCAGUUACAAGUAGCUGAUGCUGCAAGAGCUUCCCUUGGAUUGCCUGUUGUAGAAUAUAUUGUUACAGACACUCCACUGAAGGUAGAGAAGUGGGUUGAUCCUGAAACUGGCCAAUCAACAGGGAGGAUUAAGCACCCAGAUUCUUUACUUAGAGCUGUGCAGACUUUAAUGAAUAGGUCAAAAGUGAAUGCCAUUGCUGUGGUUGGACGUUUCCCAGAUGAUGAUACAGAUGAUGUAGAUGACUAUCGGCAGGGAAUGGGGAUAGACCUAUUGGCUGGAGUUGAGGCAGUUAUAAGCCAUCUAGUGGUGAAGGAGUUCCAAAUUCCUUGUGCACAUGCUCCUGCACUUGCUCCACUUACCAUGAGCCUAUCUCUAAGUCCAAAAUCAGCAGCUGAGGAGAUUGGUUACACCUUCCUGCCAUGUGUGCUCGCUGGCCUAAGCAACGCUCCACAAUACAUGGUCAUGCACUCCGAAUCCACGGACAAAGGUUGCAUAGUGGCACGUGAUGUGGAUUCUUUAAUCCUUCCAAAAGAUGCUUGUGGAGGGGCUGGAACUCUUGCAUUUGCAAGAAAUGGAAAAAAUAAGCCACUUAUAAUUGCUGUGGAAGAAAAUGAAACAGUUCUGGAUGAUACUGCAGAUAAACUUGGUCUUGAAGUGCUGCAUGUCUCAAAUUAUUGGGAGGCCAUUGGAGUUAUUGCAGCUCACAAGGCGGGGAUAGAUCCAUAUUCUCUUAGACGAAAUAAAAUUCUUAACAUAGGGUGCACUCCUUGUAUGCCUGUCAAUGGUCAUUCCAUUUCAAGAGAAAGAGCUAUCUCCUGAUUAAACAUUUGAGAGUUUAAGGAUAAUAUAUCAUUCCUUUUAGUUAUAUAUUUAACCAUUAGAGAAAGUAGAGCAUUGUCUUCUAGGUUUUGUGUCUUAUAGCCCAUAGGUAUUUCCUAGAAGGUAGUAAUUCAACUUCUAACUAUCAUUUAACAUGAAAGAUCAAGUUUUAACUUUUCAAUAUGGAUUAGUUUCAGAAAUGAUACUUAGACA
Molecule: messenger RNA, 1478 nt
Organism: Lotus japonicus
Lineage: Eukaryota; Viridiplantae; Streptophyta; Magnoliopsida; Fabales; Fabaceae
Exons: 9
Coding region: 42-1265 (407 amino acids)
Source: RefSeq, a predicted model, not a curated record